Armigeres subalbatus is the source of this 1191-nucleotide messenger RNA. Its product is annotated as exonuclease 3'-5' domain-containing protein 2-like. Gene Ontology annotation, cellular component: cytoplasm; nucleus. Lineage: Eukaryota; Metazoa; Arthropoda; Insecta; Diptera; Culicidae. The transcript is spliced from 2 exons. Gene Ontology annotation, biological process: nucleobase-containing compound metabolic process. The coding region runs from base 305 to 1018 and encodes 237 amino acids. Gene Ontology annotation, molecular function: nucleic acid binding; 3'-5' exonuclease activity. The record is from RefSeq and is a predicted model, not a curated record.
ACGCACGCAAACGUAUCAAUUGUGUUUGGCCCAUAACGCUGCGUCAACGCAGCUUGAAAAAACGCUACGUGGACAUCGGCCCUAAUGGGUAAUUGAGAGCUUCCGGUGGAUUCCGUGUUCGUAAUCGCGAAUGCGCAAAAAAUAUUAUCUUUGUGUCGUUAUCAACCUUAUCAACACGCCACAUAUUUUUGCAAUUUAUUCAAGUUUUUUCUUGAUGACAACAGCUUCGCCCAUUUCACAGCGACAGCGACAGCGACAGAUAGUAUAUUUUAUUGCGUCACCAUAAACGAUCAUCAAUAUCAACAUGGGCGACAACAACAGGAGAAAUGAAGAUUUCUUUACGGCUGCUGUUCUCGGAGCUGGUGCCCUUUUCGGAGCAUAUCAAGUGUACAAACGUUAUUCUUCCACGGACAAUGCUUCCAACAACAGCAAUCAAACCCAUUCGCAAUCUGAUUGGAGGGAUAUCAAUGAGGUCCAAUUUUACAAUCGAUCCCAUAUGAAUCGGGUUAUCAGCAACCAGAAUGAAUGCAAGCAGGCGGUCAAAGAACUACGGCAAGCUUGCAAAGAAUAUCCGGUUCUUGGACUAGACUGCGAGUGGAACAACGAUUGGAACGGUCGUCGGAAGGUGGCUCUUCUCCAGUUGGCCACCCAAAAAGGCCUAUGUUUUCUGUUCAGAUUAUGUAAAAUUGGAUACAUUCCUGAAGAACUGAAGCGCAUUUUAGCUGAUCCAAAUAUUAGGAAAGCCGGUGUAGGUGUUGAAACCGAUAUGCAAUAUCUCUUAAUUGAUUAUCAAGCAGACGGAGCAGGCGCAGUGGACUUGCGCGAAAUGGCGGAAAUCUGUGACGUGCCACUUCCACAUAAUUUGGCUAGUCUGGCUAAGCAAUCGCUCGGUAUCAUUAUGGACAAAGAAUGGCAAGUAAGUGAUUGGGAAGCCGAUGUGCUGACCGAAAAUCAGAUCAAAUAUGCUGCGAACGAUGCACGCGUGGCUAUUGAACUGUAUAAGGUUUAUGACUAUUGAAAGCAAAAAGUACAUAACAUCACAGCUACAGCUAAAUAUCAGUGGUAUUUACAUCAUUUCUCUAUAUGAAAACAAAUUCGGUAAUUAAAAUUAUCAAAUCGAUUUUUACGUGAUAUGCCUAUUUUUAUUCUCAAAUGCACUAUUCAUAACCAAUAAAUUAUUAUAAUUACUCA